AUAGUAUUACCAGAAAUCGCAAAACGAAACAUUUUCAGAAAACAAAACCCAUCCACGGAAAUUAUAUUUUGAAUCAUAUUCGACUAAUGUGUCUAAAUUAGUGGAAAUGAACCUGACUAUGAAACAGACCUACGAAAAACAUUAUAUGCUCCGUGGUCGCUCUUCUUUAGUCUCUGAAUUUUGACAGCCUAAGUGGAAAGAGAUUUGUGCCGAAAAAUGUAUAAAUUUACGAACCACAUAACUAAUGCUAAAUUAGUAUUGGUACGGCGGCACAUGAGCGAUGGGACCUGUGCCGCCAUGAUAGUGAUGCGCUCUCCACGGCGUCAGUACGCCACACAGGAGAAACCCUUAUCUGACCCAUGCAAGGCUCCCCCGCCAAAACCCAAAAGUCACAAGCUGUUUUGGGGAGCUAUUGGAGCUACGGUACUUACUGGUGCCGCUGUGGUUUACGCUAAGAACAGUCCCGACGCUCGUAACUGGCUAGAGUCAAAUGUCCCUUUGGCUAACGACUUUGUGGCUCUAGUUUACCAGGAGAACACCACUUAUUGGAAGGCUGCUGUCAAUCAGUUCAACAGAACAACUACGUACUUAAGUCACCUUGCGUUUGGAAAGGAGGGUGUUACUCCCCAAAAAUUGACCCCCCGUUCGGAACAAGACAUCGAGAAAGAUGCUGAAUUAAAAUUCUCAAAGAAGGACUAUCAGCUACCGCCUCCCACGUUUGAACCACUUUACGUUGAAGAGAAACCUAUUGAAAAACCAUCGGUGGAUGCGAAAGCGACAGUGGUACAAACGGACAAGUGUGAGCCACAAGUGACGCCGCCUGUUCGGAUCACGAAAGAUUUAGUUGAACUUGAGCACGACAUGCACGAACACACCAAAAUCGCCGUCGACAACUACAAACUGGCGAUCAAGUACUGCGAAGAUUAUAACAAGGCUUUAUUCAGGGUCAUAGAAUCAUCUCUAGCGGAUUUAGAUAAGAACUGCUUUUCUACCAUGAAGAGUGCGCUGUCACAGCGCGACCUGGUCGCGAAGAAAGCUAAAGACUCUGCGACUAAGGCUAAGUGCGCUAUUGAGACCUUAGACCGCAUGAUCAACGCGGGCGUGCAGGCCCCGCCGGAGACCGUGGCGGCCACCAAGCGCUACAUCAAGCAGUUCCGCGCGGACAUCGGCGCCGCAGAGGACACCUUCAAGCGGGAGCAGGAGAAGUCGCAGCUCAGCGACAGGUACUGGAGCAAGGUGGAGGCAGCCCGCACCAUGUUCAAGGAGGAGUUGGAGUCCCUGUUCCCGGGCAUCGACCUGUGCGCGCGCAAGCUGGACAUCAAGGGCGACACCGACCUGCUUCUAGUCUACACGCUCAAGAGGAUUCAAUUCCUGCAGAACGAAAUUGCUGAGCUUCAGACAAUCAGGGAGCUUAAGAUCAACAGGGCUAUUGAAUGCCACGACGAGAAGGCUAUAAUUGAAGCUAAAGCGGAAGACGUUAUCAAGACUGAGAGGCAAGCGAGGGAAGCCGAGUUCAUGAAGAAGGCUCUACAAAUCCAAGCGGCUGCCAACAGGCAAACGAUGGAUCAACUCAAAAAGCAGUGCGAGCUCCAACAGGAAAUAUUACAGGAUCGUCUCGCCAAGAAAGAAAAGGAGUUAAUGGCUAACUUCAACCGCGCUGUCUCGGAGAGAGUGGAAGCCGAGAGGGUGCUAUUCAAGAAGGAGUUGGCAGCUAUGGCCGGCAAGCUGCAGGCUAUCGAACACACUUUGAAACAGCGCGCGGCGGCGGAGGCGGAGGCGCGGCGCUCGCAGUCGCUGUGGGCGGCCGGCGAGGCGCUGCUGGCCGCCACGCGCCGCGCCGCCGCCGACACCAAGGUCGACAACGAGCUCAAGGCGCUCGAGAAGGCCGGAAAGGACGACAAGCUUGUGGAGACGGUACUGAAGGGCAUCCCCAACGAGGUCCGUGAGAAGGGAAUCGCCACUGAGAAGUCACUUCGAGACAGGUUUGAAAAGUUGGAGAAGACCGCGAUAAAGGUCGCUCUGAUCGGGCGCGAGGGCGCCACGCUGCCUGUCUACUUCAUGUCAUGGUUGCAGUCCAAACUGCUGUUCCAGAAAUUCUCGGAAAUCCCUAAAGAAGAGUUGGAGAACAAUCCGAUUGAUUUCACGAAAUUGGACACUUUUGACAUUAUCCAGAGGGCGAGGUACCACAUGGACCACAACAACCUGCCGGCGGCGCUGCGCUACGUGAACCUGCUGCAGGGCGCGCCGCGCGCCGCCGCCAAGCCCUGGGCGGACGCGGCGCGGCGCCACCUGGAGAUCCGCCAGGCCGCCGAGGCCGUCAUGGCGCACGCCUCCGUCUCCGGCCUGCUCUACCUGUAGCUCGCCAGCGACUACCCGACUGCAGCCUCGGGACUGACCACUAUCAACUUUAUAUCUUGUUCGCCCGAGGCCAGGUACAAUUUGUCGUCAACUUGUAUUGUUUAAUUUCCCCAUCAAUUAGAUAUGAAGUUUAAACAAUCUUCUUUGUCUGCCUCUGUGGUAAUGGUACCCAAUGUUAAUCUUUAUCGAAACUGUUUUGCUUUACUGUACUUUUUGUAAGUGUAAAGAUUAUACCUUAUCUGUGACGUGUGUUGUAACGGGUGUCGUAAUUUUUUAUUUUAUUUUGGAGUAAUGUUCGAAUUACUACCAAUAAUAUAAUAUUGUCUUAUUUAUGGAUAAUUCCAUCCGUUACGUUUACGCCGUGAUUGUGAUGAACAAAAUUCACUUACGAAUUUAUCGAUUUCAAUUAUAUAUGCGAUCGAUUGUCGACGACGAUGUUACACCUCUAGCACAUUACCGAGCAAAACAAUCGCAUCUAAAUUAGCGAUAGAUUGCUAUAGUAAUUUUUAGAACUUCAUUAUCAUUACUAAUGCAUGAAAAUAAAUAAAUUGAUUAGUUGUUAAAAAAAUAUCGUGCAUUAGUAACUUAGUAACCAAUAGCUCAAUUGAAAUUGUGUCCUGCAUUAAUAAUGUAUUAAAGAAAUAAAAAUACUAAAAAAAACGCAAACUUAUCGCAAUGCUGCUAGUGUUGUAACUGGUACAAUAAGAACUCUUUAGUACUAUCAGUCAACUUACUUAGAUUUGUAGGUGAUAAUGUCGCAACUAGGGCGCUUUGACCAUUCAGCCGAAACCGGCUGGAAUAUUUUAUUUUUAAAUAAAUUAAAUGAAAAAUAUAACUGUCCUUAGUCAAGAACUUAACUGCUACUUAACCCCCAUAAAAUAUUGUUGUUAUUAUAAAAGUCUAUUUGUAGCAAAACAUGUGAAUUUAUUUUAAACAGCUGUUUAGUCGAUUAUUUAUUUAAUUCAAUUUAGUAUAAAGUCUGUUUUUUUAUAGUGAGGUAUAGAUGAACGUAACAAAAAAUUGAAAAAUUGUAUU
Trichoplusia ni (cabbage looper) is the source of this 3393-nucleotide messenger RNA. RefSeq names its product MICOS complex subunit Mic60-like. Gene Ontology annotation, biological process: cristae formation. NCBI's taxonomy places the organism in Eukaryota, Metazoa, Arthropoda, Insecta, Lepidoptera, Noctuidae. Gene Ontology annotation, cellular component: MICOS complex. The coding region runs from base 217 to 2358 and encodes 713 amino acids. The transcript is spliced from 19 exons. The record is from RefSeq and is a predicted model, not a curated record.